Molecule: messenger RNA, 795 nt
Organism: Aegilops tauschii subsp. strangulata
Lineage: Eukaryota; Viridiplantae; Streptophyta; Magnoliopsida; Poales; Poaceae
Source: RefSeq, a predicted model, not a curated record
AUGUCCUCCCCCCUCCGUCGACGUGGGUCGCUCGCGCGAGACCCGCUGGUUGGAGUCCAGCCCCUCCUCCGACGGCUCGGCCGGCUCCCUGCCCGCCAGCUACCGCGAGGCCCUCUGCCGGUCCCCGGCGCCCUCUCUGGUUGCCUCCCCGGCCAGCUUCGGCCCCUCUCCGUCCCCCGCCGCGUCCUCAUCUCCGCCCGCACGACCCGCCAUCCGCUCCGAGAUCUGCCGCUCGGCGGACGAGCUCCCUGCCCAGCAGCCGGCCUGGCAGGUUGCUCGCGGGCGGAAGCGGCCCCGCCAACGUGCGCCCCGCCGCCUGCGGCGUGGGCUCGGCGACGGCCCUCGCCAGCGUCCCUCCUGGCUCCGCGACGGGGAGUGCCCCGGUGCUUCAGCACCGCCCACCCACGCUCCGAGUGCCGCCGUGAGAUCUACUGUGCGCGCUGCUGCUUCUUCGGCCAUAAGGCCAAGCAGUGCACUGCCAGGCUCUCCGCCUCGUCGGACAGCUCGUCCCCGCCUCCUCUGCGUCGCCGUGUUCGUUCGCCGGUUGGCGCCCUUGGCGCGCACUCCUUUGCCUCCACUCGCUCCACCCCCGACCUCCCGACGCCUGGGUCCUCUGGAUUCGCGGCCUCCACUCGCUCAGCCACUGGUUCGCCGACGCCCGUGUCUGUCGGGCUGGCAACUGAUGUGUUUCGGGCGAGCUCCAGCCCCGCCGCGCCAGUGUCCUCCAGGCCGGCGACCUCCUCGCGCUCCGUGUCUCCAACAGGCUCGGCCUUCUCGCACGCUGCUACCUCUUGA